UUUGUGGUUCAGGUCGGACUCCGGUGAAGUGGAUUGUGGAUCAGUGUCUGUUCUUACUUCAGCCAAAAUCUGUGUUUAAUUUGUUUCCUGCACAGUGCUAGUAUGGUGCAGAGGUACAGUAGUACUACAGUAUGACCAGUACUUAUAAAACACGGUCAGUCCAUGAUAAGAGUGCCUGAUAAUGUGGAAGUGAUUUUAAAAAAAGUGUCAGCGUGGGUUUCCUCCAGGUGCUCUGACAUGUUCUCCCUGUGUCAGCGUGGGUUUCCUCCAGGUGCUCCGACAUGUUCUCCCUGUGUCAGCGUGGGUUUCCUCCAGGUGCUCUGACAUGUUCUCCCCGUGUCAGCGUGGGUUUCCUCCAGGUGCUCGGACAUGUUCUCCCCGUGUCAGCGUGGGUUUCCUCCAGGUGCUCUGACAUGUUCUCCCUGUGUCAGUGUGGGUUUCCUCCAGGUGCUCUGACAUGUUCUCCCUGUGUCAGCGUGGGUUUCCUCCAGGUGCUCGGACAUGUUCUCCCCGUGUCAGUGUGGGUUUCCUCCAGGUGCUCUGACAUGUUCUCCCUGUGUCAGCGUGGGUUUCCUCCAGGUGCUCUGACAUGUUCUCCCUGUGUCAGUGUGGGUUUCCUCCAGGUGCUCCGACAUGUUCUCCCUGUGUCAGCGUGGGUUUCCUCCAGGUGCUCUGACAUGUUCUCCCCGUGUCAGCGUGGGUUUCCUCCAGGACUCCAGGCUGAAGGAGGACAAAACUCCACAGAGUCUGAUGAUGUUAGGUUGGUGGGAGGAGUCAGUCGCUGUGCAGGAACACUGGAGCUGAAUCAGCGGGGACUCUGGAGACCAGUGGAGGGAUCAUACUGGACCCUGAAGGCAGCAGCCGUCGUCUGCGGACAGCUGGACUGCGGCUCAGCUGUGUCUACCGGACAGAGACGUCAGCUGUCCCGCAGGUCUGUGUGGAGGAUCAGGCCCAGCUGUGUUCAGUCUGGAUCUGCUCUGAGGGAGUGUGCAAAACCAGAUUACUCUUCCAUCAUCCUGGAUCUCACCUGUUCAGACUCUGUCAGGCUGGUGGAUGGGACCAGUCUGUGCUCAGGCAGACUGGAGGUGAAGUCUAACCAGUCUAACCAGUCUAACCAGAGGUGGUCCUCAGUGUGUGAAGCUGACUUUGACCAGCAGGAUGCAGAGGUGGUCUGCAGGGAGCUUGGCUGUGGGGCUCCUUCAGUCCUCCAGGGGGCGCUCUAUGGAGAAGUGGAGGCUCCAGUGUGGACCAAAGAGUUCCAGUGUGGAGGCCAUGAGUCUGCUCUCCUGGACUGUAGAAGCUCAGGCUCAGAUAGAAACACCUGCUCACCUGGCAAAGCUGUUGGACUCACCUGCUCAGAGGCUGUCAGGUUGACAGGAGGACAAGGUCGCUGUGCAGGAACACUGGAGGUCAGAGAUCAGAGAGACCGGAGACCAGUGAGUAUCAUCCCCUAUCCGUGGACCCUGAAGGACACAGCUGUGAUCUGUGGACAGUUGGAUUGUGGCUCCGCUGUGACUGUCAACUGGAUGAAGGCUUACUCAGGCAGGUCUGUGUGGAAGAUCAGGCCUGAGUGUGCCCAGUCUGGAUCUGCUCUGAGGGAGUGUUUAACAUUAGAUUACUCCAGCCAUGUCAUGGAUAUCACCUGCUCAGACCUGCUGCUUCGGCCAAACAUCUCUGUGUCCUCCUCCAUGGACGGGGUCUCUGAGGCCCAGCAGCAGGGGUUUCACGUGCUCAGAGGCUCCGCCUUCACCAUCAGCUGCUCCAUCCAGCCACAGUACCCAGGAGGCUCCUUCCAGCUCACCUUCACCUCCUCCAACUCAGCACACAACUACACCCAGCCAGCUGUCAAUCACUCUGCCCACUUCCUGUUUCCUGAAGCAGAGCCCACCCACCAAGGAAGCUACAGCUGUGUUUAUCACGUCCAUGUUUUGUCUCAUAACUUCUCUUCUGAGAGCCGUCUGCUCUCCGUCACCGUCCCAGAUCCAACACCUUUUAUCAUCAGAGCUGUCCUGCCGCUGACUCUGCUGUUGGUGAACAUGGUCCUUUGCCUUCACUGUAAGGCCAGCAGGGGGCAGAAGGUGGCCAGACAGGAGAACACUGAGCUGGAUUAUUAUAACCUGGGUGUUCCUGCAGCUGAAGAGGAAGGAGCUCAGGGAGCAGAGUAGGAACCUCCCACGAGUUCAGCUCACCUCCACCAAAGAGCGUGGACACCAAGAGGCGAAGCUCCGUUGAAUUUCUGCCAACAGCCA
Messenger RNA from Epinephelus fuscoguttatus (brown-marbled grouper), 2249 nucleotides. RefSeq names its product scavenger receptor cysteine-rich type 1 protein M130-like. The transcript is spliced from 8 exons. NCBI's taxonomy places the organism in Eukaryota, Metazoa, Chordata, Actinopteri, Perciformes, Serranidae. The record is from RefSeq and is a predicted model, not a curated record. Bases 282 to 2165 code for a protein of 627 amino acids. Gene Ontology annotation, cellular component: membrane.